GCGAUGUCCAGUCCUACCAAAUCUAGGGGCCACGCUCGUUCGGACACUGCUCUCAUCUACGGACUGUCUGCCACGGACGUGCAGAGUCUCCAGGAAAAAUGCACUGAAGCAAAGGCCAGGGCAUAUUGCCCAUAUUCAAAGUUCAGAGUCGGAGCCGCUCUCCUGCUCAGCAAUGGAACGAUUGUCCAGGGAGCGAACGUAGAGAACGCGGCGUAUCCAGUCGGGACGUGUGCGGAGCGGGUUGCGAUUGGGACGGCUGUCGUUCAGGGAGCCAAGAAAGGUGAUAUCCGCGCCAUUGCUGUUGCAACGGACAUCAGUCCUCCUGCUAGUCCUUGUGGAAUGUGCCGACAGUUCAUCCGGGAGUUUUGCGAGCCCAGCUGCCCGAUCCUGAUGUACGACAAGGACGGCAAAUCAGUAGUCAUGACUUUGGAUCAACUACUGCCCAUGUCGUUCGGUCCGGAGAAGCUGUUGACAACGGACGAGCUGGCGGGUGGAGUUACAUCGUAGCAAGUGCACAGCAUUGUAUCGGCGUAUAGGGAGGAGCAUGUAGUACGGAGUGAGUCUGGCGAGAUCUGCAGAGGGUAUGAAGCCAGAAACAUGGCCGACAUCAAGGUCAUU
Molecule: messenger RNA, 618 nt
Organism: Zymoseptoria tritici IPO323
Lineage: Eukaryota; Fungi; Ascomycota; Dothideomycetes; Mycosphaerellales; Mycosphaerellaceae
Exons: 4
Coding region: 4-507 (167 amino acids)
Cellular component (GO): cytosol
Molecular function (GO): zinc ion binding; cytidine deaminase activity
Source: RefSeq, a predicted model, not a curated record